Molecule: messenger RNA, 3186 nt
Organism: Microdochium trichocladiopsis
Lineage: Eukaryota; Fungi; Ascomycota; Sordariomycetes; Xylariales; Microdochiaceae
Product: PRP1 splicing factor
Exons: 2
Coding region: 189-2975 (928 amino acids)
Biological process (GO): mRNA splicing, via spliceosome; spliceosomal tri-snRNP complex assembly
Cellular component (GO): catalytic step 2 spliceosome; U4/U6 x U5 tri-snRNP complex
Molecular function (GO): protein binding
Source: RefSeq, a predicted model, not a curated record
GAGCUCUAGCCUCCAGGCAGGCACGUUUCAGCAAACCCUCGUUUUCUCACCAUUUUCUUCUGCAGCGCCUGAUCCCUUUUUGUUGUACUUGAAGGCGACUGUGGAAGACAUUUCCCGGAGUCCAGCUUUUUACACAAGUCAUUCACGCGCGAAGUUGAACGGCCUCAGCGUCUGUCGACACUGCAGCCAUGUCUGGCCGACGCGACUUCCUGAACCAGCCUGCGCCGGAGAACUACGUCGCUGGUCUUGGUCGUGGUGCUACUGGUUUCACGACAAGAUCCGACUUAGGACCGGCCCGAGAAGGUCCAUCAGAGGACCAGAUCAAAGAAGCGCUUGCGAAGCGCGCGGCACAGCUUGGUUUCGGUGACGCGAUAAAAAAGGACGACAAGAACGACGACAAUGACGAGCGGUAUCAAGAUCCCGACAACGAGGUCGGUCUCUUUGCCGGCGGUAUCUACGACAAAGACGACGAUGAGGCGGAUCGCAUAUAUCGAGAGAUAGACGAGAAGAUGGAUCGGCGGCGGAAGGCCAGAAGGGAAGCCCGUGAACAAGCGGAACGCGAAGAAUACGAACGCCAGAACCCCAAGAUUGCCCACCAAUUCGCCGAUCUCAAGCGCGGACUUGAAGGCAUCACCGAGGAUGAAUGGGCAGCGAUUCCCGAAGUCGGCGAUCUCACCGGCAAGAACAGGCGAAACAAGCAGGCCCGGCAACAACGCUUUUAUGCUGUGCCCGAUAGCGUGCUUGCUGCCGCUGGGAGCGCGGGAGAACUCGGCACCACGAUUGCCGACGACGGCGCGGCGACAAACGGGAGCUCCGAAGCUAGCGAUGGGACGAUGACCAACUUCGCCAAGAUUGGAGAGGCCAGAGACAAAGUGCUUCAAGUCAGGCUGGACCAAGCCUCGCAAAGCGGCACGAGCACAGUGUCGGGAAGUGCUACCAGUGUCGACCCCAAAGGCUAUCUGACCAGCCUUACCAGCUCGAGUCUUCCACAGAGUGCCGCGCAGGUCGGAGAUAUCAACCGUGCUAGAGAACUGCUCGAAUCAGUCAUCAAGACCAACCCAAAUAAUGCGCCGGGCUGGAUCGCGGCUGCUCGCCUUGAAGAACUGGCUGGGAAGACUGUGGCUGCACGGAACGUUAUUGCGCGUGGAUGCGAAAAGUGUCCUCGGAACGAGGAUGUCUGGUUGGAAAACAUUCGCCUCAAUGAUGCACGAAACGCCAAGAUCAUUGCGGCCAACGCCAUCAGCAAAAACAAUCGCUCUGUAAGGUUGUGGGUACAAGCCAUGAGUUUGGAGACCGAGCCGAGAUCCAAAAAGCGCGUCAUACGACAAGCACUCGAUCAUAUCCCGGAAUCUGAAGCACUGUGGAAGGAAGCUGUCAACUUGGAGGAAGACCCAGCCGAUGCCCGCUUGUUGCUAGCCAAGGCCACUGAGCUCAUUCCGCUCUCUGUGGACCUAUGGCUUGCACUGGCGCACCUGGAAACGCCAGAAAAGGCACAAGUUGUGCUCAACAAAGCUCGCAAGCACUGCCCUACGUCACACGAGAUCUGGAUCGCCGCCGCAAGACUCCAGGAGCAGCUCGCCGACGAAAGCAAAGUCAAUUUGCUCAUGAAGCGUGCAAUCACGAUGCUGGCAAAGGAGUCUGCCAUGCCAAAACGAGAGAACUGGAUUGGAGAGGCCGAAAAGUGCGAGGCCGAAGGUGCCAUCAUGACGUGCAACGCCAUUGUUCGCGAAACACUAGGAUGGGGACUUGACGAAGACGAUGACCGGAAAGACAUAUGGCUCGAGGAUGCUCGUGGGAGUAUCAACCGGGGCAAUUACCAGACAGCCAGAGCGAUCUAUGCUUAUGCCCUCCGGGUGUUCGCAACCAGUCGAACAGUGUGGCUCGCGGCUAUUGACCUGGAGCGCGCACACGGCUCGAUGGAAGAAUUGUGUCAGGCCUUGGAAAAGGCUGUGAAUGCCUGCCCACGCAGUGAGGAGAUGUGGAUGAUGCUGGCAAAGGAGAAAUGGAUGGCUGGUGAGGUCGACAGCGCCCGUCUGGUUCUGGCGCGUGCCUUCCAGCAGAACCCCAACAGCGAGGAUCUCUGGCUUGCGGCCGUCAAGCUUGAGGCGGAGAACGACCAACAAGACCACGCGCGCAAGCUGCUCGCCGAUGCGCGGCAGGAGGCCCCUACAGAUCGGGUCUGGAUGAAGAGUGCUGCUUUCGAGCGGCAACUGGGCAAUUUGGACACAGCAUUGGACCUUGUGCAACAAGCACUGAACCUCUUCCCCAGUGCUGCCAAGCUCUGGAUGAUGAAGGGUCAGAUCUACGAAGACAUCGGCAAGCCCUUACAGGCUCGCGAGGCGUACGGCACUGGUGUGAAAGCGGUGCCGUCAUCAGUACCUCUAUGGCUGCUGUACUCACGGUUGGAAGAGAAGCUCGGACAGCUGCCGAAAGCACGCUCUGUCCUCGACCGAGCGCGACUGGCUGUUCCAAAGUCUGCAGAGCUGUGGUGCGAAUCUGUGCGGGUUGAGCGGCGAGCACAGAACAUGAAGCAGGCCGAGACCCUGAUGGAGCGGGCUCUGCGUGAUGUUCCCAAGCCAAACCAGGGCAUUCUGUGGAGUGAGAAGAUCUGGCAUCUGACACCCCGGCCGCAACGCAAGAAUAAGGCGCUCGAGGGCAUCAAGGAGGUUGACAGUGACCCUGCGCUGCUCACCGCCGUCGGACGGAUCUUUUGGGGCGAGCGAAGGCUGGAGAAGGCACUGACAUGGUUUGAGAAGGCACUUGUGAGGGACGCGGACCUCGGCGACACGUGGGCGUGGUAUUACAAGUUCCUUCUUGAGCACGGCACAGAAGAGAAGAGGGCCGAGGUUAUCAGCAAGUGUGUGAGUGUCGAGCCUCGUCAUGGCGAGACAUGGCAGGCCGUGGCCAAGGAUCCCAAGAAUGCACGCAAAGGGCCCGAGGAGCUGCUCAAGCUUGUCGCUGCCGAGCUCAGGUAGUCUAGUCGUUCAGCUACAACGUUGCUGGAGCGACGUGCAUUCUUUGAGAUAUUGCACGUAGCAUGCAACGAGGGGCCAUCUAGCUACCAUAUUGUAAAUAAUGAGAAGACAACAUACCUGCGAGACAGCAGUAUUCCUGGGUCUUGAAGACGAGACGCUCUGGCUCUUUGAGGGCGAGCCGAGAUGAAUGACACGUAUAAAGCACAGAACA